UGUCUCCCUACUUUUCUUCCCAUCAAAAUAACAGCUAGUCAUAAGCUCUCCCCCAUCUCUCUCUCCUCUGUUUCUCACUCUAGAACACCAUGUUAAUCUGGGACUCCAUGACCAGCUGGUUCACUCCUACUAUCCUCUUCGUCCUCCUCAACCUCGUGAUUGUCACCAUUGCCUUCACCACAAGCUUAGCUAACCGCCAAAAACGAAACCAGACCCAAAACGACCCACAUCAACCACAACCCAUCGCUAGAUCAACAUCUCUGCUUCAACGCUUCAAGUCCAUCAAUCUCUACAGUUACCGAUCUCAAGAACCCUCCUCCUUCACCACCCAACUCAACAAUCUAGCCCUAGAUUCAGACACCCAUUACCCUCCUCAACACACCCAUCAACCACAAACCCUAGAAGCACAGACCCAAGAACCAGAAACCCAGAAAACAGAGACCCAAUUCGUUUCAGAACAAAUCUCGGAUGAAGAUGAAGAAGAAGAAGAAGAAGAUGAUAAUGAAAAUCAACAUACCAUGGAUGAGAUAUACAGUAAGCUCACCAGCCAUCACACUAGAACCCGGUCAGAGACCAAGCCGGCUUCAGGGAAAGUUCCGGUGAAGCUGUCGGAGAAGAUGAGGAAGUCGGCGAGUGCGAAGUCGGUUUUUGGGCAUUUCAAGGAAGAGGACAUUGUGGAGACUCGUCGGCCGGCGACUGUGAGAGAGAGAAAGGCGGAGCCGGACGAAGAGGUGGAUGCGAAAGCCGACGAUUUCAUCAACAGGUUUAAGCAGCAGUUGAAGUUGCAGAGGCUUGACUCCCUUUUGAGGUACAGGAGAUGAUCAAAGAGGGAGUGAAAAGUAAAGGUAUUCUGAUUUCCUUGGGUUCUUUUAUAAUAUUUUAUUAGUUAUGGGUACUUUUUUUAAAAAGUGGAGUUAUAUGUUUCCACUGGACUGUAGAAUUGUAGAUCUAUAUAGCUGCUCAUGGUGGUGUUGAACUUUGUGCCCUUGAGUUGCCUGUUCCAUAGCAUGGGAUGGGCAGUUUGGUCAUUUGAUUCUGAGGGUGUUGUGGGUAGUGAAGAAGUUUUAUGUGUAUCUUAAAGGGCUCUUUCAAUUUUUGCUAAUUUUGGGUGGGGAUUGGCCAGUCUGAAUUGGUGAUCCACUGCUCAUGUUGAACUUUUUUUUAUCUUUAAAUAUGUCCUACUUGUUUAUCUUUUUAAA
Messenger RNA from Cornus florida, 1199 nucleotides. RefSeq names its product pathogen-associated molecular patterns-induced protein A70-like. Bases 90 to 821 code for a protein of 243 amino acids. The transcript has a single exon. NCBI's taxonomy places the organism in Eukaryota, Viridiplantae, Streptophyta, Magnoliopsida, Cornales, Cornaceae. The record is from RefSeq and is a predicted model, not a curated record.